Molecule: messenger RNA, 1089 nt
Organism: Eucalyptus grandis
Lineage: Eukaryota; Viridiplantae; Streptophyta; Magnoliopsida; Myrtales; Myrtaceae
Product: phenylcoumaran benzylic ether reductase Betv6
Exons: 5
Coding region: 57-986 (309 amino acids)
Molecular function (GO): oxidoreductase activity
Source: RefSeq, a predicted model, not a curated record
CCGAGCGAGCUCGCCGGAGAAAACCCACCGACUCCGCCGUGAAAAGCCACUCCGAGAUGGCGGAGAAGAGCAAAGUCCUGGUGAUCGGAGUGACCGGACUCAUCGGAAAGUUCGUCGUGGAAGCGAGUGCUAAGUCCGGUCACCCCACCUUCGCUCUCCUGGCACCGCCGUCCACUCCGUCCGACCCUGCCGAGGCCGACCUCGUCGAAGGUUUCAAGAGCUUAGGCGUCCGUGUGGUUCAGGGAGAUAUAAAUGAUCCGGAUACUCUGUUGACUGCGAUCAGGAAGGUCGAUGUGGUAAUAUCUACCGUUGAGACAUCACCAGAGGACCAAUACAAGAUUGUUGCUGCCAUUACGAUGGUCGGAAAUAUAAAGAGAUUCUUGCCUUCAGUGUUUGGAAGUCAUGUGGAUCGUGCCCAUGCUGUGGAGCCAGCAAGAACUUUUUAUGCUGCUUACUAUACCGACAUCCUCCGCCUUCUUGAGGAACAGGGAAUCCCGUAUACCUAUGUGUCUUGUAACUUUCUAGCUGGUUGGCACAGUUCGACGUUGGCACAGCCCGGGGCUACAGCUCCCUCUAGAGAUAAAGUUGUCAUCUUAGGGGAUGGUAAUGCAAAAGUGGUGUUUAACAGGGAGGAUGACAUCGGCACCUAUACCAUCAAAGCCAUGGAUGAUCCAAGGACCUUGAACAAAAUUCUGUACAUCAGACCUCUUGCCAACACCUACUCGAUGAAUGAUCUUGUGUCUUUGUGGGAGAGAAAGAUCGGCAAGACCCUGGAGAGAUUCUAUAUUCCAGAGGAGCAACUUCUGAAGCAAAUUCGAGAUGCGAAAUCUCCGGACGAUCUGAGGUGGGCCAUAUCCCAUUCAAUUUUCGUGAAAGGAGACCAAACCAACUUCGAGAUUGAGCCAUCAUUUGGAGUGGAAGCUUCAGAGCUCUACCCCGAUGUCAAAUACACCACUGUGGAUGAGUACCUAGAUCAGUUUGUCUGAUUGUCGAAACUUACUGUGCUUGGGGACUUGAUUUCUCACAUCAGCUUGGAUACAGAAAUGAUAAUUGUAUACCGCUUCUUACGAACCUAGUGGGAAACGUCGC